Messenger RNA from Thunnus maccoyii (southern bluefin tuna), 976 nucleotides. Its product is annotated as protein shisa-like-2A. The record is from RefSeq and is a predicted model, not a curated record. Lineage: Eukaryota; Metazoa; Chordata; Actinopteri; Scombriformes; Scombridae. The transcript has 4 exons. The coding region runs from base 258 to 758 and encodes 166 amino acids.
GUUAGAUUAGGUUCAGGUUAAGGUGAAGGGAAACACAAAAGUGUUCAAUACAUCCAUCAUCGACAAACAAGCUUAUUGUGUCCACAAACUCAAGCAGAUUAAGUUAGGAGCCGGCUCAUUCACCGGGAAACAGCUGAUGGAGAAACACACUCCGCCACUGUCAGAGCGCACUACUACUCCUGCUGAGGAUGCGGAGAUUUCCUUCACUUUAAUCCACGUUUAACGGAUCACAAGUGUGUUUUUUUUCCUGCUGCAGCAUGAGCGCUGAAUGCAGCGGUUACUACAGCGCUGACGGUGUGUUUGUGGACGGUUUCUCCUGCCCCAAACCGGGAAAUGCUGCUGCUGUCUACUGUUGCGGAUUUAAUGAUGUUAAGUAUUGCUGUGAUGAUCCCAACAGUUUUUUCCCGUAUGAGUAUGGAUACAUGUGGUGGCUGAGUAUUGGCGCUCUUGUUGGUCUGUCCAUUGCAGCGGUGGUCCUUCUUGCCUUCCUCAUCACCGUAUGUGUCCUUUGCUACCUCUUCAUCGCCACCAAACCCAGUCGUCUUGACAACGGCCUACCCCUCAGAGUGCCAGCAGGAGAUCCCAGUGAGGGAUCCAGUCAUGCGAGAGUGAGCUGUGCCUCUGGUCCACAGGGAUUCAGAAAGCACUUCAUGAGCAGGAAGCUGCACUGUGAUAAUCAGCCGCCAGACCCUGAGCGUCUCUUCCAGAGGUGCUUCACUGCGACUGUCACCGGUGUAAAGGUGGAAAGUCCCUCAUAAGACACUGAGAGAUUUCUCAUUAAAAAAUUGGACCAGCGGUUCAGAGGUUAAGAGAGCCACUGAAUCUUGGAGGUAGACUGCUCUGCCUGGGAACAGCUAUGACAGAGGGAGGAACAACAGCAGAAUUUGGAGUUGUGGUGGUUGAGAGGAGUGAAUAUUAAGUAUUGUAUAUUAAGUAGAUAUAAGAUUGGUCAAAUAAAGAACAGCUCUUGAGUGCU